AUGUCAAACCAAAUAGUUCAGGAACAAGCUCGCGGGGGUUUUCGCAGCAACCGUGGUGGUCAAAAUGGAAAUCAUAAAACAAGUCGAAGAGAUCAACGACUUAACACCUUAUCAACCCAAAACAGCACACGUCACACAGUUAACUUUGAGGAUGCCCUCGAUAAUCCUUCUCCCAAAGACAAUAGCGAAAACUGCUUCAUUUGCGACGAGCCGAUUACUUGCUAUGCCGUUUCUUCCUGUAAUCACCGGACUUGUCAUCUAUGCUCUUUGAAAUUACGAGCCUUGUACAAGAAAAGAAAUUGUACUGAACAAGAAAAGGUUAUUUUCACUCGCGAUCCUGAAAAGCCCUUUCAAGACUACAAGGAUGCAGAUAUUCCUUAUAUUGACAAGAAAUUGAACGUGUUCUGCGAGGAUCUGGAAAUAUACGAAGAUAUUGGCAUCUUAUUGUCUUUCAAUUGUCCCGAAAUUAAUUGUGAAGAACGUUUUAAUGGAUGGUUUGAUUUGAAACGACAUGUGAAAAGAGAACACAAGAGCAUAAAAAAGUUUUUGUCCAUCAGCAUACUUUGUUCACUCAGCAUGAACUUGAUGAUCACUUUGAAAAAGGCGACAAACAAGGAUUCAAAGGGCAUCCGAUCUGCAAAUUUUGCGAUGCAUAUUUUUACGGAGAAGAUGAGCUUUAUAAUCAUUGCCGAGAUUUACAUGUACUAUGCCAUAUUUCAACAACAUUUCAAAAAAGAACACUAUUUAUGUUUGCAUGAAGAAUGUUUGGAGAAGAAAUUCAUUGUUUUUAGGACUAGUAUUGAUUUGAAAGCACAUGAAGUAGAAGUUCACGGAUCGGACGAAAGGAGGAUUGAAAUUAAUUUUUCUUAUGUAGACUCACAUACAAGACCGAGAAGCCAUCGGAGGAGUCCGGAAAGACAGGAUGGCGGUGGAGGAGAUGUUGUAAGCCCUUCAAUUGACUCUGGAAGGCAAACCCAGAUAGGAGAAUCGUCCACAAAUGAUAGCGGGUACGUUGUUAGUAGGAGAGUAAGACCUCCACCUGGGUUUGGUGGUUUAUCACCCGAGGAGAACGCUGGAUCAUCGGAUAGUUCACCACAACCAACUAAUGUUAUACGAGAACAGAGUUCUCGUGUUCGAAUAGAAGAAUUUCCAACCCUGAGAGCCUCGAUGGAGGCAGUGGUAGGAAGUAAUCCUGAAAGAACAAGAUUUGACCGUUCUUCAACGCCAACUAGACAUAACAUAUCGUCACAAUCACAGACUGGAGAUGUGAAAAAACGAGAAAAAGGAAAAGAUCCUAUGCAAAAACUGAUGGUAGAAGCCAGUAGCAGUAGUGCCUCUUCCAGUGGAAGACUUCCUGUUAGGGAUGAAGCAUUUCCUGCUUUGUCUGUUGUUGGGCUUGUCGAAUUACUGGAAGAUGAAACUAAGAAAAGAGAGUUGUUAAGCGCUUGGAAUGAUUAUAAGGCCAUGGAGAGUUUUCCUGCCUUAGAGCCUUCGGAAGGUUCCAGUAGUGUUCACAAGCCUCCAGUUCAGAACAAAUCAACCCCACGUGUUUUGGUAAUUAAAUCGUCAAGCACACGAGCCGGUGGAACUCGACCUAGUGGUGCUCAUGUUUAUGACAAAGUUGCGGCUGCCGCUCUAAAGUCUUCGACUAAAACAAACUCUAAUUCACCUGCUUCUCCCGCUACCAAUGCAUGGAAGGAUUUAUCACAAUUUACUGAAUCUCCUCGGGCAUCAAGUUCAGUUGGUGAUUCGUCGUCAUCCAUGUCCACGAAGACUAUUUUUAUUAAAGGCAAGCCAGUGAAACUUGAGAAUAAUAACGAUUUUCCAGGUCUCUCAUCCACAUCAUCGUCGACACGUGUGGUUAACAGUGAAUCCGCAUGGGGCCACGGCGGAGCGUUCUCUUCUUUAACAUCUAAUCAUCGCAAUGAUUCGGAUGCUGACGGGGAUAAUGCUGAUACGGAAAAUGAUGGAAAAAAAAGGAAGCAACAAAAGAAAAAACAAAAGCAAGUCUUGUACUAUUCUAGAUAA
Molecule: messenger RNA, 2028 nt
Organism: Acaulospora colombiana
Lineage: Eukaryota; Fungi; Glomeromycota; Glomeromycetes; Diversisporales; Acaulosporaceae
Source: the annotation of a GenBank genome assembly